CCAGCGGUACACCUUUAAGAGCAAAAUCCGCAGCCAAAUGAAGAAGACGCACGAUUCUACGAGUUGCUUGCAGCGCUCCAGCUCCCCGACGGAUGUCUUUGUGCACGCCGCUAAGGAUGGAUAUCAUUACCCGAGCUAUGAGGCCAUGCGGUUGGCGAAUAUUGCCCACAACCAGGCUCAUUUGCGCAAGUUGGGAUUGGACGAGUACGCCAAUCGUCAAAAACAGGAACUAAUUCCGACGCCGACCAAUCGUAAGAGUCGGCCAAGCGCUGCGGUGGAAGAGGUUCGCUCGGUGGAGCGAGUCCGUCGGUCCGGACGAGUCCGCAAACAAGCACCAAUCUACGAUGGGCUCGCGGAUGAUCUCAUUGAAUUUUCCCGUCGCCAACAACAGCGAUCGCGGAAACACAAACGAACUAUUCGAAAAGAAACGGCAUCCGUACUAUCCCGCGAGGAACGAGAUAAACUACGGAACUUGCCGGAUUGGACGACAUCAAUGGAACGCUACUUGCUCGAUCACGAAAACUUAAGUCAACAAAACUUCCGGUCCGUGAUGCGGCAAGUCCGACGACUCGCUUCCGGAGAAGGCAUAACGUACACUCGGUGGGAUGAGGGUGUUUACUUUUACGCAAAUAGACGGGUGGACUUGAGCGGUGAUUUCGAAGCUUUGUACGAGGAGGCUGUUGUGUUUGAGAACGAGCAUGGACAAGACCUUGGCAAUGGAUGGUUGCUACGACAUCCCAUCAAGAAAAUUGGCAACUUUCAACGAUUCCACUUUGCGGCACGGCACGAAGAAGGCGACAAUUGA
Molecule: messenger RNA, 805 nt
Organism: Phaeodactylum tricornutum CCAP 1055/1
Lineage: Eukaryota; Bacillariophyta; Bacillariophyceae; Surirellales; Neidiaceae
Exons: 2
Coding region: 38-805 (255 amino acids)
Source: RefSeq, a predicted model, not a curated record